AUGACUGGGAAGCCUGUGCUUCACUACUUCAAUGGAAGAGGAAGAAUGGAGUCCAUCCGGUGGCUCUUGGCAGCAGCUGGAGUGGAGUUUGAAGAAGAACUUUUUGAAACCCGUGAAGAAUUUGAGAAGUUAAUCCAAGGUGGAGCCCUGAUGUAUGAACAAGUGCCCAUGGUUGAAAUUGAUGGAAUGAAUUUGGUGCAAACGAGAGCCAUCUUAAGAUACAUAGCUGCAAAGUACGACUUGUAUGGAAGAAACCUGCAAGAACAGGCCUGGAUUGAUAUGUAUGUAGAAGGCUUGAGGGACCUGAGUGACAUGAUUAUGUUCUUUCCACUCUCUCUGCCGGAAGAGAAGGAGAUAAAUCUGGAAUACAUCCUCCAACGAGCCACGACAAGAUUCUUCCCUGUUUAUGAGAAGGCCCUAAGAGACCACCAGCAAGAUUUUCUUGUGGGCAGUCGGCUGAGCUGGGCGGAUGUGCAGCUCCUCGAAGUCAUCUUAAUGGUUGAAGAGUGCAAGGCCAAUGCUCUCGCAGGCUUCCCUCUGCUACAGGAAUUCAAGGUCAGAACCAGCCAAAUCCCUACAAUUAACAGAUUUCUUCAACCUGGAAGCCAGAGGAAGCCUCCGUUGGAUGAUGAAUCCAUUUCGACUGUGAAGAACAUAUUCAAAUUUGAACAAGGCAUGUUUCUUAAAAACAUGAGCACUAUAGUAGCUGAGUACUAACAGACACAGAGGCCCAAGUGACUCAGUAAACAUUUCACACUGUGUUUGUAUCAAUAACCAGGAAAACAUCCUUGAAGCCAUGUUAUUCAAGAAAUAAUAAAUGUGCAAGGAAGUAAACUACUGGAAACUUACCAAUAAGUCAGAAAAGCUAACUCUGGUUUGAAAUAAGACAUGCUACCAAGAAGGAGUCCAGGAAACCAAGUAGGGGUUCUCUGCAUUCUGUAAGUGCUAGAACAGACUUGUAUGUAGUGAGUGGAAGUCAGAGUGUCCUCAUUACAUUUACGUGUGUGUGUGUGUGUGUGUACACCUGUGUUUUCCUUGGCACAUGUGUGGAGGUCAGAAAAUAAUUCUCUUUAUACCCUGUAGGCUCUGUGGAUUGCACCCAGGUGUGGUAGUUUGAAAUUGGCCCCCAUAAGCUCAUGGGUAGUGGCACUAUUAGGAGGUGUGAUUUUGUUGGAGUAUGGCCUUGUUGGAAGAAGUAUGUCACUGUGGGGGUGGCUUUGAGGUCUCAUAUAUGCUCAAGCUACACCCAGAGACAGUUCAUUUCCUAUUUCCCGGGGAUCAAGAUGUGGGACUCUCAGCUCCUUCUCCAGCACCAUAUCUGCCUGCACACUACCAUGUCCUGCCAUGAUGAUAGUGGACUAAACCUAUGAACUGUAAGCAACCCUAAUUAAAUGUAUUUCUUUAUAAGAGUUGCUGUGGUCAUGGUAUCUCUUCACAGCAACAGAAAUCCUAAGACAUCAGAUUAUUAAGUUUAUUUGCAAGCAACCUUGCUGACGCUAAAAGAUUAAAAAACAAAACGCAAUAAUAACAAAAACAUGCACAUCACCAUCAUUCACUUUCACUGCUUUUUGUCAAUAAUUCAGAAUGCAGCAUAGCUUCAACUACCUUCUAAAACUUUCCAUCAUUUACUAUAUAUUAUACAUAUAGUAAAUAUUUCUGCAAUCAGUCACAUGAUUUGCCUUUAUUUCAGUGUCAAUCACAGUGUGAAUAGAAGCCAUUGUCCACUUUGGCUGUUGGCAAGGAAGCACCACCUGCCAUUUCCAGUCCAGCAUGUGGUAGCAAUCUCUUUGGCAUUACUGGGUCAGAGGGGAUUCCUUUUUUUCUGUUUUAAAGGGGAUCCUUUAAAGUAUACCAAAGAAGUAUGUACAGGUUUCCUCUGUGGUUCACUUAGUGGGUUUGCUUUCUCCAUCUCUCAAUUCCUGAUGGCUGAGAGUUUAACAACCUGCUUGUAAGAGUAAGUUCCCCUGCCUUCCAGCUUGGCAGCCAGAGCUCUCCACCCCUUCCCAUUUCACCAAAGGACUGAAACUGUGAGUCUUGGUGCCCUGAAGGGCAUGCUACCAUGCCUUAUCCCUUAGGGAUGAGACACUGAGUCCUCAGGGCAUGACUGACUUCCCAGAGGCCACAGGAGCCAGUGAAAAUGAGCAGGUGGUCCGUCUGGUCCUCAAACUGCCUUGGACACUACCAGCUACAACUGUUCUUAAAAUGGAGUGGUGAUCUGACAUGGAGGAGAAGAGAGGGAGAAGCCCUGAGAAGGAUGGAGAGCUGGUGUAAACAACACU
Peromyscus californicus insignis is the source of this 2279-nucleotide messenger RNA. RefSeq names its product glutathione S-transferase-like. Gene Ontology annotation, biological process: xenobiotic metabolic process; glutathione metabolic process. The coding region runs from base 1 to 717 and encodes 238 amino acids. The record is from RefSeq and is a predicted model, not a curated record. Lineage: Eukaryota; Metazoa; Chordata; Mammalia; Rodentia; Cricetidae. Gene Ontology annotation, molecular function: glutathione transferase activity. The transcript has 6 exons.